Bombina bombina (fire-bellied toad) is the source of this 1313-nucleotide messenger RNA. RefSeq names its product solute carrier family 25 member 27 (gene SLC25A27). The coding region runs from base 111 to 1076 and encodes 321 amino acids. The transcript is spliced from 10 exons. NCBI's taxonomy places the organism in Eukaryota, Metazoa, Chordata, Amphibia, Anura, Bombinatoridae. The record is from RefSeq and is a predicted model, not a curated record. Gene Ontology annotation, biological process: response to cold.
CCCACAGUAUUUUUUUUUUCCUGUCCAAAUGCUCCAGGGAUGAUGAGUGUAGUGAACGGUGGAGCGAUAGUACGGAUCACCCCCUGAUGUAGAAGGCUUGUCACAAAGCGAUGACAAUCUUACAGCGGGAGAGGGCUGUGCCAUUGCCUGACAGGUGGCCAAGGGUCAGCAAAUUCAUCCUGUCCGCCUGUGCAGCUACGGUGGCCGAAUUAGUGACAUUUCCACUGGAUCUCACCAAAACUCGUUUGCAGAUUCAGGGAGAAUUGGCUUCAAAACAUCAUGGAGAUGGGGGAUCAUCUGUGCCAUACAGAGGGAUGGUGCGUACAGCAGCCGGCAUUGUGCAGGAGGAAGGCUUGCUAAAGCUUUGGCAAGGAGCCACGCCAGCAGUCUAUCGGCACAUUGUGUACUCUGGAGUACGGAUGGUGGCCUAUGAGAAUCUUCGAGAAUCACCUCUUGGAAAAGGGGAAGAUGAGAUUUUCCCAUUGUGGAAAGCAGUGAUAGGGGGAAUGACAGCCGGUGCUAUUGGUCAGUUUUUUGCCAGUCCAACAGAUUUAGUAAAAGUUCAGAUGCAAAUGGAAGGAAAGCGAAGACUGGAAGGGAAACCACUGCGGGUGCGAGGGGUUUACCAUGCGUUUGUGACAAUUGUGUCCAAGGGAGGAAUCCGUGGACUGUGGGCAGGUUGGGUGCCAAAUGUACAGAGAGCCGCUCUGGUAAAUAUGGGAGAUUUGACCACUUAUGACACUGUAAAGCACUUUCUGUUGCGAAACACAAAUUUAAAAGACAAUAGUUUUUGUCAUUCUCUUUCCAGUAUAUGCGCAGGGUUGGUGGCUGCUACUUUAGGAACUCCUGCUGAUGUAGUCAAAACCAGGAUAAUGAAUCAACCUAGGGAUAUGAAUGGAAGAGGCAUUCUGUAUAAAUCUUCCAUCGACUGCUUCAAGCAAACAGUACAAGGUGAAGGCUUUUUGUCUCUUUACAAAGGCUUUAUACCUACAUGGAUGAGAAUGGCUCCCUGGUCAUUAGUGUUCUGGCUGACUUAUGAACAGAUUCGACGGAUAGUGGGAGUUAGUUCAUUUUAAUACUUUCACAGGGAGUGGAUAUGAAAGAAAACGACAUUCAACCCAGCAACAAUUCUCAGUCAAAAUGUUAUUUUGCUUAAUGGCAGAUAAAGCUGACUGAUAGCCAAGUUCUAGUUCUGAAAUUAAAAGUGCUGAAUUUACUACUAAACAAUUAGGAGCACUCUGCAAAUAUUCAUUAUGACAAAUGUGUUUUGUUAGAGCAUUGCUGACUUUUAGAAAUAAAAUAUUUCAAAACUU